Apiotrichum porosum is the source of this 7575-nucleotide messenger RNA. Its product is annotated as 3-oxoacyl-[acyl-carrier-protein] synthase. Gene Ontology annotation, biological process: long-chain fatty acid biosynthetic process. Gene Ontology annotation, molecular function: holo-[acyl-carrier-protein] synthase activity; fatty acid synthase activity; enoyl-[acyl-carrier-protein] reductase (NADH) activity. NCBI's taxonomy places the organism in Eukaryota, Fungi, Basidiomycota, Tremellomycetes, Trichosporonales, Trichosporonaceae. The transcript is spliced from 3 exons. Gene Ontology annotation, cellular component: fatty acid synthase complex. The record is from RefSeq and is a predicted model, not a curated record. Bases 1 to 7575 code for a protein of 2524 amino acids.
AUGGCAUCCCUUUUCAGCGGUCCCCCCGCCAACCGCCCGCUCGUCCUUCACUCCAAGGCCGCCCGCGUCCACGUUCUUGUCCCUGCCUCGCCUCUCUCUGCCUGGGUCGCUUCCGAGGUUCUUGCCCAGGAGUUCCACGAUGCCGACAUUGGCGCCGACGACGAGGUCGCCGUCGUCGACGAGGACGACGAGGCCCCUGCCACCCCUUCCGCCGAGCCCCAGAUCAAGCUCCUCGCCCGCUUCCUCUCGUUUGCCGCCGACAAGGUCGCCGCAUCGACCUCGGGCUCUGACGAGCUCGCCCAGGUCCUCCUCGCAGCUUACAACCGCUUCAACGAGCUUUUCCUCGCCUCGCUCAACGUCCACUCGCUCGUCCAGUCGUUUGACCCCGAGCCCCGCGCGGAGAUUCUCACCGCAUACUUUAAGGCUUUCGCCGUCGCCCGCAAGGCCCUCGGCGACAAGGAGGUCCAGGUCGCCCACACUUCGGCCGUCCUCGACGCCGCCAAGACUGGCGAGACUGAGCUCUACGGCCUCUUUGGUGGCCAGGGUGUCAACGAGUACUACUUUGACGAGUUCCAGUCGCUCUUUGACCUCUACCGUCCCUUCGUUGAGGACCUGAUUGCUACCAUCACCGAGAAGGAGCUGCUCCCUCUGGCUGCCAAGGCUGAGGCCGACGGCUACACCUACUACAGCCAGGGUCUCGACCUCAUCUCGUGGCUCCGCGGCACCAAGACCCGCCCCACUGUCGAGUACCUCGCCUCGAUCCCUCUGUCGCUCCCCCUCAUUGGUGUGACCCAGCUCGUCCAGUAUGUCAUUUCGGCCAAGAUUGCCGACCUCACCCCCGGUGAGAUGCUCGCCCGCUUCAAGGGUGCCACCGGCCACUCGCAGGGUGUCGUCUCUGCCGUCGCCGUCGCCGCUGCCACCUCGUGGGAGUCUCUCGAGGAGAACAUCCUCAAGGCCGUCAAGCUCCUCUUCUACAUUGGUCUCCGUGGCCAGGAGGCCUUCCCCCUCCUCUCGAUCGAGCCCGAGAUCAUUGCCGACGCCGUCGCCAACAACGAGGGCGUCCCCACCCCCAUGCUCGGCGUCAACGGCCUGAGCCUCAAGCCCCUCGAGGCCCACAUUAAAAAGGUCAACGCGUUCCUCCCUGCCAACUCGCAGGUCGGCAUCUCGCUCUACAACGCCGCCACGAUGUUCGUCGUCACCGGCCCCCCCAAGUCGCUCUACGGUCUCGCCACCGCGCUCCGCAAGGUCCAGGCCCCCGCCGGCCAGGACCAGGGCCGUAUCCCCUUCUCGAAGCGCAAGGCUGUCUUCAACGCCCGCUUCCUGCCCAUCAACGUGCCCUACCACAGCGCCUUCCUUGAGGGUGCCACCGAGCGCCUCAUCAAGGAGGACCUCGCCGGUGCCGAGCUCUGGUCGCCCAAGGACCUUGGCAUCGCCAUCUACAACACUGAGGACGGCUCCGACCUCCGCACCCUUACUGGCAGCGUCACCAAGAGCGUCUGCGACCAGAUCUUCACCAAGCACAUCCACUGGGCCAAGGCCUGCAACUUCCCCAUGACCGCUACCCACGCCAUCGACUUUGGACCCGGCGGCAACUCGGGUGUCGGAUUCCUGACCACCCGUGUCACCGAGGGCCGUGGUGUCCGCGUCGUCAUCAUUGGCGAAAAGGGCAAGCAGGGUGCCGAGUUUUACGACUCGAACUCUAUCCGUCGCGAGCCCGUCUGGGCCUCCGAGUUCCGUCCCCGUCUCGUCAAGACCCUCGACGGCAAGAUUAACAUUGACACGCCCUUCUCGCGUCUCCUCGGCAAGCCCCCCAUCAUGGUGGCGGGCAUGACCCCUACCACUGUUGGCGCCAACCUCGUGGCUGCCACCCUCAACGCCGGCUACCACAUCGAGCUCGCCGGUGGUGGCCACUACAACGCCAAGGCCGUCCGCGCCAAGGUCGCCGAGAUCCAGCGCCGCACCAAGCCCGGUGUCGGUGUCACCCUCAACGCUCUCUACAUCAACCAGCGCCAGUUCACCUUCCAGUUCCCCCUCUGGCAGGAGAUGCGCCGUGAGGGCGCCCCCGUCGAGGGCUUCUGUGUCGCUGCCGGUAUCCCCUCGUCGGAGAAGGCCACCGAGAUCAUUGACGGUCUCAAGGCCGCUGGCAUCAAGCACAUUGCCUUCAAGCCCGGAUCGGUCGAGGGUAUCCGCCAGGUCAUCAACAUUGCCAAGGCCAACCCCGACUACCCCAUCAUCCUCCAGUGGACUGGUGGCCGUGCCGGUGGUCACCACUCGGCCGAGGACUUCCACCAGCCCAUCAUCUCGACCUACUCGGCCAUCCGCCACCACCGCAACAUUUCGCUCAUUGCCGGUUCCGGCUUUGGUGGUGCCGAGGACGUCUGGCCCUACAUCUCGGGUGACUGGUCGACCAAGCUCUUUGGUCUCCAGCCCAUGCCCUUUGACGGUGUCCUUUACGGCUCGCGUGUCAUGGUCGCCAAGGAGGCCGACACGUCGCCUUCGGUCAAGAAGCUCAUUGUCGACGCCCCCGGUGUCGACGACGCCGAGUGGGAGGGUACCUACGACAAGCCCACCGGUGGUAUCCUCACCGUCCGCUCCGAGCUCGGUGAGCCCAUCCACAAGAUUGCCACCCGCGGUGUCAAGCUCUGGCGCGAGUUUGACGACACCGUCUUUGGCCUCCCCCGUGACAAGCGCGCCGCUUGGCUCGAGGGCAAGAAGGACUAUGUCAUUGAGCGCCUCAACAAGGACUUUAACAAGCCCUGGUUUGGCGAGAAGGCCGACGGCACCGUCGUCUCGGACAUUGGCCAGAUGACCUACGAGGAGAUCACCCGCCGCAUGAUCCGCCUCAUGUACGUCGAGAAGCAGAAGCGCUGGGUCGACGUCUCGCUCCGCAACCUCACUGGUGACUGGCUCCGUCGUGUCGAGGAGCGUUUCGCUGGUGUCGACGGCAUCCGCACCAAGGAGUCGCUCAUCCAGUCGUUCUCGUCGCUCGACGAGCCCGCCGCCACUGUCGACAUGUUCUUUGCCCAGUACCCCAAGGCCAAGCUCCAGCUUGUCGCCGCCGAGGACAAGGCCUACUUCCUCAACAUUUCGCAGCGCCCCGGCCAGAAGCCCGUGCCCUUCAUCCCCAUCCUCGACUCGAACUUUGAGGUCUGGUUCAAGAAGGACUCGCUUUGGGCUGCCGAGGACAUGGACGCCGUGUUCGACCAGGACCCCCAGCGUGUCUGUAUCCUCCAGGGCCCCAUGGCCGUCAAGUUUGCCAACGUUGCCGACGAGCCCAUUGCCGACAUGCUCGGCAACAUUGAGGGUCUCCUCGCCAAGCGCAUCCUCGAGCGCUUCUACGACAACGACGAGUCCAAGGUCCCCACCAUUGACUACAUUGGUGCCCGCCCCUCGCUCGCCCACACCACCAUUGCCCUCGAGGGCAUCAACGCCGACGGCACCCGCACCCUCACCCUCGAGAACCAGGUUCCCGACGUCGAGGACUGGCUCCAGCGCAUUGCCGGCCCCGAGCUCUCGUGGCUCCGCGCCGCCCUCACCACCGUCAACGUUGUCCAGGGCUCCAACUACGUGACCAACCCGUUCCGUCGCAUCUUUGCUCCCCGCAAGCACCAGCACGUUGUCAUCACCCCUACCUCUGUCACCGUCUACGGCGCCAUCCGCUCGGCCGGCGCUGGCCCCAACGACGACAAGUUCAAGGCCGUCGAGCUCACCUACGAGCCCUCGACCAAGGUCAUCACCCUCGUCCUCAACGAGCUCCGCAAGGGUGUUUCGGUGCCCCUCACCUUCCGCUUCAACUACAAGCCGGACCAGGGCUACGCCCCGAUCCACGAGGUCGUCGAGGGCCGCAACCAGGCCAUCAAGGACUUUUACUGGCGUCUGUGGUUUGGUGACAACGAAAAGCUCCCCCAGCUCGCCCUUGACACCACCUUCACCUGCGGCGAGACCAAGGUCGACGCUGCCACCAUCCAGCGCUUCUGCGACGUCGUUGGCAACCAGAGCGAGCGCUUCAAGCAGGCUCGCAACACCGAGGUGCUUGCCCCCAUGGACUAUGCCAUUGUUCUUGGCUGGCAGUCGAUCAUGAAGACCAUCUUCCCCCAGGCCAUUGACGGCGACCUCAUCAACCUCGUCCACCUCUCGAACGGCUUCCGCUUCGUCGAGGGUGUCGCGCCCGUCAAGGCCGGCGACGUCUGCACCACCGAGGCCCGUGUUGUCUCGGUCAUCAACUCGGACUCUGGCAAGACUGUCAAGGUCAAGGGCUUUGUCCUCCGCGAGGGCGAGCCCGUCAUCGAGGUCACCUCGGCCUUCCUCUACCGCGGCCGCUUCUCGGACUUUGAGAACACCUUUGAGACCAUUGACGAGGACGACUAUGUCGUCUCGCUCGACAAGCCCACUUCGGUCGGCGUCCUCCAGUCCAAGCCCUGGUUCGAGUGGGACGACGACUCUGUGGCCCUCGACAUUGGCACCGAGCUCACCUUCAAGGUCAAGUCCAAGCUCCGCUUCAAGGACAAGUCGACCUACGCUUCGGUCCAGGUCACUGGUGCCGCGUUUGUCCGCUCGCAGACCAAGUCGCUCGUCCAGGUCGCCACCAUUGACUACGAGGCCCACAACUCGCACGGCAACCCCGUCGUCGAGUACCUCAAGCGUACCGGCCAGGCCGUCGGCCUCCCCGUCGCUCUCGAGUCGGGUGGCUACUCGCUCAUCACCGACGCUUCGUCGGCCACCUACCGCACCCCGGCCACCAACGAGCCGUACUCGAAGAUUUCGGGCGACUUCAACCCCAUCCACAUCAACCCGUACUUCUCCGACUUUGCCAACCUGCCCGGUACCAUCACCCACGGCAUGUGGUCGUCGGCCGCUACCCGCAAGUACGUCGAGUCGGUUGCCGCCGACAACCACCCCGAGCGCGUUGUCUCGUACGAGGUUGCCUUUGUCGGCAUGGUCCUCCCCGGUGACGACAUCAACGUCAAGCUCACCCACGUCGCCAUGCGCGACGGCAAGAAGGUUAUCAAGGUCGAGGCCUUCAACCAGAACGGCACCAAGGUCAUUGACGGUGACGCCGAGGUCAUGCAGCCCCCGACCACCUACGUCUUCACCGGCCAGGGUUCGCAGGAGGUUGGCAUGGGCAUGGAGCUCUACAACAACUCGGACGUUGCCCGCGCCGUCUGGGACGCAGCCGACGCGCACCUGACCACCGUCUACGGCUUCUCGAUCAUUGACAUUGUCAAGAACAACCCCAAGGAGCUCACCAUCCACUUUGGUGGUAUCAAGGGCCAGGCCAUUCGCCAGCGUUACAUGGACCUCACGUACGACACUGUCGACGAGGCCGGCGUCACCAAGACCCAGCCCCUCUUUGGCGACAUUGACCUGUACACCCAGAGCUACACGUUCAGCCACCCCCAGGGUCUCCUCUUCGCCACGCAGUACACCCAGAUUGCGCUCGUCGUCACCGAGAAGGCUGCGUUUGACGACAUGAAGGCCAAGGGUCUCAUUGACCACAACGCCUCGUUUGCCGGCCACUCGCUCGGCGAGUACUCUGCCCUUGCCGCCAUUGCCGACGUGCUCCCCAUCUCGGCGCUCGCCGACGUUGUCUUCUUCCGUGGUAUCACCAUGCAGCGCGCCGUCAAGCGCGACGCCGAGGGCAAGUCGCAGUACGCCAUGAUGGCCGUCAACCCUUCGCGUGUUGGCAAGACGUUCUCCGAGCCCGCUCUCCGCGAGAUUGUCGACCAGAUCUCCAAGGAGAAGAAGGUUCUCGUCCAGAUUGUCAACCUCAACGUUGCCGACCAGCAGUACGUCACUGCCGGUGAGCUCAAGGGUCUCGCCACCCUCACCAACGUUCUCAACCUCCUCAAGCACCAGAAGAUCGACCUUGAGAAGCUCCAGAAGACCAUGUCGGUCGAGCAGAUCAAGGAGCACCUCACCGAGAUCAUCUCGGGUGCUUGGGACAUGAUGGAGGAGAAGGUCAAGAAGGACGGCGGCGCCGUCACCCUCGAGCGUGGCUACGCCACCAUCCCCCUGCCCGGUAUCGACGUGCCCUUCCACUCGCGCUACCUCUGGCCCGGCGUCGUCUCGUUCCGUUCGUACCUCGUCAAGAAGAUCAACCCCGAGCACCUCAACCCGGACCGUCUUGUUGGCAAGUACAUUCCCAACCUGAUCGCCGAGCCCUUCGAGGUCUCGAAGGAGUACGUCCAGAAGAUCUUUGACGAGACCAACUCGCCCCGCAUGGACGUUGUCCUCAAGGGCUGGGAGAAGGACGCCUGGGACUCGCCCGCCCAGCGCCAGCGCCUGGCUUACAACAUUCUCACCGAGUGUCUCGCCUACCAGUUCGCCUCGCCCGUUCGCUGGAUUGAGACCCAGGACGUUCUGUUCCAGGACGCCAAGUUUGAGCGCUUCAUCGAGGUCGGCCCCGGCCCCGUUCUCGCCGGCAUGGCCACCCGUACCCUCAAGGCCAAGUACGAGGCCCAGGACGGCGCCACGGCCCUCAAGCGCCAGAUCCUCUGCCACGCCAAGAACCAGAAGGAGGUCUACUAUGCGUUCGAGGACGAGGCCGAGGAGGAGGCUGCCCCCGCUGCUGCCGCCGACUCGUCUGCUCCCGCUGCCGCCGCCGCCCCCGUUGCCGCUGCUGCCCCCGUCGCUGCUGCCGCUCCCUCGGCCGGCCCCGCCGCCGCCGUCGAGGACGUCCCGCCCAAGGCUGUCGACACUGUCCGCAUCAUUGUGGCCCAGAAGCUCAAGAAGCAGACUUCGGAGAUUCCCCUCUCCAAGUCGCUCAAGGAGCUCUCGGGCGGCAAGUCGACGCUCCAGAACGAGAUUCUCGGUGACCUCCAGACCGAGUUUGCUUCGGCUCCCGAAAAGGGUGAGGACCUGCCCCUCGACGAGCUUGGUGCCGCUCUCUCGGUCGGCUACGCCGGUCUUGGCAAGCACACCAUGGGUCUCACCAACCGCAUGAUCGCCGCCAAGUUCCCCGGUGGCUUCAACAUUACCGCUGCCCGUGGCCACCUCAACAAGCAGUGGGGUCUCGGCCCCAUGCGCGCCGACUCUGUCCUCUUCUUCGGUGUCACCUCGGAGCCCGCCAAGCGUCUCGGCUCCGAGGCCGAGGCCAAGACCUUCCUCGACGGUGUCGCCCAGAGCUACGCCUCGUACUCGGGCAUCAGCCUCUCUGCCGGCGGCGCCGCUGCCGGUGGCGGCGGUGGUGGUGGCGGCGGUGCCGUCAUGAACUCGGAGGAGUUUGACAAGUUUGUCGUCAAGCAGGACGAGCAGGCGCAGCGCGAGAUCGACCUCUUGUCGCGCUACCUCGGCAAGGACCCGCGCGCCGGCGAGAAGCGCGCCGACGCCGAAAAGGCCAACGCCGAGGCCCUCCAGGCCAAGCUCGACGCCAUCAAGGCCGAGCACGGCGACGCGUACAUUGACGGCAUUGCGCCCGUCUUCUCGGCCGACAAGGCGCGUCACUUUGACUCGUCGUGGAACUGGGCGCGCCAGUCGUCGCUCGAGCUCUGGUUCGACAUGCUCCACGGCCGCCUCGACCCCAGCAUCAUGUUUGAGAACGAGCGCACCCUCCGUCCCUCGGCGCCCUCGGCCUAA